UUUGGAGCAACCCAAGCUUGACUGUAUCCCAUUGAGGCCAAAGCAUAUGGGGGGAAUUCGUAGUCUACGGGUGACCGACAGUGACGGCGGCCUUUUUUUUUUCUUUGGUGUGGUCCAAACGCCUUGGUGUUGUUCUCACCUUCCAGAGCAAGUUUUAUUCCUAGGAAACAAGGGGAAAAGCACGUGUGUAAGUGCGUUGUCUCCGGACACGAACCUGGACGCGAGCUCGGCGUCAUUUACGGACGAUUUCCUGGCAGCACACCACGAGCAACAACCUGACUGGGUCGUGACGAGGCCCCCGUACAAUGGUGCGCUGGCCUUUGUCAAGGCGGCGUUGCCGGUGGCGAAGAAAGGCGUCGCGCUGAAAUUGCCGCUGUCGUUUCUGGAACCCUGUGCCGACCGAGCAGGUUGGCUUCAGGCGAACCCCCCGGCUCUAUGCAUGAUGAUGAGCAGGGCCCGGUACCAACCCGCCCACGUAAGGGUGGGCGAAUUUUGGGGUGUGUGGUACCCUCCUGGUAGUGGAUAUAGUAGUAGUGAUAGCACGAAGCUUUUAUUUGUUCCUAGUUAG
Molecule: messenger RNA, 568 nt
Organism: Ectocarpus sp. CCAP 1310/34
Lineage: Eukaryota; Phaeophyceae; Ectocarpales; Ectocarpaceae
Source: the annotation of a GenBank genome assembly